ACGUUAUUUCUCAUCGUCUACCUCUUCGAAAUUUGUGAAUCAAUCAAACCCUAAAAAUCAACCUCUGAGAUCGGGAACCCUCCGGGAAUUCUCGUUCCCCUUUUGCUUUUGACUGUGUGUGUUUGUAUAUUCGUUUUUAUUAUAUGAUUGAAUGGUGUCUUUGACCACCCAUAAGACAUUCAACGAUCUGGAAAACUGGAACACCAAUAAAACAUGCUCGCCUCCUCCGAUCCAUCGCCGAAGAAACCGGUCCUCGUUAGAUCUGUAUGGUCCGAAAACCUUGAAUCCGAGUUCAAGUUGAUCCGAUCCGUCAUCGAUGAUUACCCGCUCAUAUCCAUGGACACAGAGUUCCCAGGCGUCGUGGUACGCCCCGUCGGAGAUCUGGACUUCCGGCAGCCCUCCACCCACUAUCUCGUCCUCAAGGCGAACGUAGAUCGCCUGAAUCUGAUCCAGAUCGGGCUAACGCUCUCUGACAAAGAUGGAAAUCUUCCGGAUCUCGGUUCCGGCAACCGGUUUAUAUGGGAAUUCAAUUUUAGGGAUUUCGAUGUGGCUCGCGACGCCCAUGCGCACGACUCGGUCGAGUUGCUGAGGCGGCAGGGGAUCGAUUUCGAGAGGAACAGAGAGUUGGGGAUCGACUCGCUCCUGUUCGCCGAGUUGAUGAUGUCCUCGGGCCUUGUCUGCAACGACGCUGUCAGUUGGAUUACAUUUCACAGCGCUUACGAUUUCGGCUACCUCGUGAAGGUGUUGACUCGGCGGUUUUUGCCGGAAAAGUUGGUUGAUUUUCUGAGGCUGGUUAAGGUGUUCUUCGGUUCCAAUGUUUACGAUGUGAAGCACCUGACUAGGUUCUGUGCGAGCCUGUACGGAGGGUUGGACCGGGUCGGCGAGGCUCUAAACGUUGAUAGGGUCACUGGGAAGAGCCAUCAGGCUGGGUCUGAUAGCUUGCUUACUUUGCAUGCUUUUCAGAAGAUUCGGCAUCUGUACUUCAGCAAAGAUGGGCUGGAGAAGUAUGCCGGCGUUUUAUAUGGUUUAGAAAUUUCUUAAAAAAAAAAAAAAGAUGGAUGGGAUAUGUUGCUGUGUAGAAUUUCUUUUUUUUCUUUUUCCUUUUUAUUAAGCAGUAAAUUUUGUACACAAUUUCGUUUUAUCAAAUUAGGCUGUUUCCAUUCUUAGUAUAUAUAUAUAUAUAUAUAUAGCAUUUGUGCAAAUUUUAGUAUGAAAUUGCAAAUUGUUUUCCUGUUCUACA
Messenger RNA from Ziziphus jujuba (common jujube), 1240 nucleotides. Its product is annotated as probable CCR4-associated factor 1 homolog 9. The coding region runs from base 214 to 1041 and encodes 275 amino acids. The transcript has a single exon. Gene Ontology annotation, cellular component: CCR4-NOT core complex; CCR4-NOT complex; P-body. Lineage: Eukaryota; Viridiplantae; Streptophyta; Magnoliopsida; Rosales; Rhamnaceae. Gene Ontology annotation, molecular function: poly(A)-specific ribonuclease activity; nucleic acid binding. The record is from RefSeq and is a predicted model, not a curated record.